AAUUUCAAUCUAUAAAUCUAUACACGUGAAAAUAUCCAUCGUGGGUAUGAUGAAUAUUUCGAUGAAAGUCGAAAAUAUAAUUAAUAUUUAAGAAAUCUCUAAAAGCUUAAAUCUAGCGCAUAUAGGAAAAUUAAUAAUUUUUCAAUUUGAUAACGUAAAAAUUUAAGAGUGUCGAAAAGUGAAUCAUCAGAAAUUAACAGAAAAAUAUUAAAAUUAAGACCUGUUUGAAAAAAUGACCAGAUAUGCAAGAGCAAGAGGAUCUAAAGCAUCAAAUGAAAAGUUGCCAAAUGAGGCCACACCAUGGCAUAUAAUGAAACAGCAAAUAGAAGAAAAUGGAAGUAAGAAACUGUUGGAGAAAAAGAAAUCGGCAAAAGAAUUAUUAAAGGAUCAAAAUGAUGCAUUUGACAAAAAUAUUAAUAAAAACGUUAAUCACAAUUGGGCAGAAUUUGAUGAUAAUGGAUCUAAAUCUGAUGUAAAAGAACAUAAGAAGUCAAAAUCAAAGAAAAAUCACAUGAAUUUCACCGAAAACUCUGUAAAUGAUAUCAUACCCAACAAUAAUCAUGCAAAAACAGAAGAUACAAUUGAAACAGUAGAUAAUAGAUCAGAUGGAUUUUCUAACAAAAUAAAACCAGAUAUUAAUAACUCAUAUUUAUCAUCUAGUGAAAAAGAAUCAAGAAUUUCACAAGAUGAUAAGAAUUCAAAUUCUUUUAUAUUAAGUAAACGACAGAAGCGAAAUCGAAAGAGAAAAUUGGAAACAUCUAAUGACAAGUCUAAAAAGUUUAAAAAAAAUAUAUCAGAUAAAAGUGGUAAAGUAGAAGAAAAAAAAAUUAGGGAAAGAGGAGAAUACAAAAGGAGAAAACCAAAUGUUGGCAUUACUAAAAUGAUAAUUAAUGGUGUGGAAAUUGAAAUUGUUAAGUAUGAUGGAUUUCCUGUAAAGAAGGAAGAUGCAGAAAGAUUGACAGAACUUAAACAAACAUUGAUAUUAAAGGGCAUACCAAAAUCUGAAGUGGAUAUGGCGAUGAAACUGGAGAGACGCAAGGCCGAAAAAGCUUUGACGCGCAUUAAAAAACAAGUUUGUUUCAACUGUCGCAAAUCUGGGCACAAUCUGUCGGAUUGUCCUGAGCUUGGUCGCGAUGAAGCCUGUACUGGCAUCUGCUUUAAAUGCGGUUCGACAGAACAUACUCAUUUCGAAUGUAAAGUCAACAAGGAUUCUACCUAUAGAUACGCUAAGUGCUUCAUCUGUCGCGAGCAGGGACACAUUGCUGUGGAAUGCCCUGAUAAUCCAAAAGGAAUUUAUCCCCAUGGUGGUUGCUGUAAGAUUUGUGGAGCUGUAACACACUUAAAGAAAGAUUGUCCUGAUUUGAUAAAUGGUAAAGAAGAGAGUACCAUUACAGUAGAGAAGAUAAGUGAUUCCGCUAUAGAAUCUUUACAAGAAACUAUAAAGAAGAAUGACGAGGGCAAUAAAUUGCCAAAAAAUAAAAUAAUCAAAUUUUAGAUAUAUUGAUAUCUUUUUUAGAUAUUUAUGUGAUAUCUUUAUAACAUACAACAGAUACACACAAACUUAUAAUUUUAUUAUCUUUUCUUAUUGAUAAAAAUAUAUAAAGUUUUUAAUUACUUUUGAUCUUUAAUAAGAAUCUUUGUUAUUAUUAUCACUUUGUUAUUAUUAAUUUAUGUAUAUUAAAGUUUGGAAUUCCUUGUAUUCAAAUACAAUGUAAAUAUGUAAUGUAUGUGUAUGUUUUUUUUAUAAUGUAACAAAUUAUCAUAUAUUAUGCUAUGCAUUAUAUAAUUAUAUAUAUAUAUAUAUAUAUAUAUAUAUUGAAGAAACGGGAUAAUAUAGUAGCUUUGUGUAGGAGCAAUCGAUUAAUAAUCAACCGGUAUAAAUUGAUCUAUAAAUGCAAAUUUGAAAAAAGCGAUUCGCCUACUUAUAACUUAUAUCAUUCCUAAAAUAAUUUAUUUAAUUAAUAUUCACACAAUUAUUCUUUAUGAGCGUUUUAAUCAUAACAUUUUAAUUGAAGAAAUUCAUACAUGUACAUAUGAUACAUAGUUUUGUAUAAUUUUUUAGAAUCCAAACGAAUGGUUUAUUUAGAUCGAUGUCAUCGAUAGUCUAACAUAUUAUAAGUUAUUAAAAACUAAAGGUAAAUAUGAAACUUUAAGAAAAUAUCAAAGUGAAUAAUAAAAUUCUUUCUAUUCUUCAUAUAUGUAUAAUAUGAAGUAUAUACUAAAUGAAAUUAUUUGAUACUUAUAAUUAAUGUCACUAAGAUAUUUAAUAUUCAUAAUUAAACAAGCUGCAAUAUUGUAGAUGUAUGUAGCAUAUAUAUAAAGGCUCUUUAAUAUACAAUCAUAAAAACAAGAAAUUUAUAAAAGUCUAAGUCACAGUGUUUAUUGCACAUAUCUUGAUUAAUAUAUUUAUUUAAUAUAAAUAUAUAUUUAUAAUAUAUAUUUAUUAUUAAUAUAUUAUAUCUCCUUGAAACAUUUAUAUAUUUGUACUAUUAUUAAUCGAGAUACAAUGCAACGGUUACAACUUAAGCUCUUAUAAGUCCUUGCUUUCUCUGUGAUUAAGUAAGUUGUGAAAAAGAAGAUGCAGAUAAAUAAAAUUUCUACAAUUAUUUUAA
Cataglyphis hispanica is the source of this 2612-nucleotide messenger RNA. Its product is annotated as zinc finger CCHC domain-containing protein 9-like. Gene Ontology annotation, molecular function: zinc ion binding; nucleic acid binding. Lineage: Eukaryota; Metazoa; Arthropoda; Insecta; Hymenoptera; Formicidae. The transcript is spliced from 3 exons. Bases 233 to 1495 code for a protein of 420 amino acids. The record is from RefSeq and is a predicted model, not a curated record.